AAUGCAGUGAUACGCCGUACUGUACAUUACUUACACCGGUCAGCUGCGCAUGUAAUGGAUCUAUUUAACUUAUCUCCUGCUCAAAGAUUUUACUUUUCAUCGCUUCUCUUUCUUCUUAAUCUGUUUGGACUUCGUUCGCGACUUUUUAAGAUACGAAGUUUAAGGAGUGACUGACAUGGAUUGAGUUUGGAUUGCAGCUGUUCGCGUUCAACUUUAUAACAAACUUGAUGGUUCUUGUCUUGGAUCUAGUCUGUAUUUAAAGGAAAUAAUCAUGCCUGAUCAGUUGACUGUAUCAGAGUUUAUGGACAUUACUAAUGAGGACUAUAAAGCACCCACGACGUCAGUGUUCUGCACGCGCAUGGCUCACUGUCGCAAUACAGUGGCCGCUUUGGAAGAGGCGUUGGAUCUGGACCGCAAUGUACUGCACAAAAUGAAGAAGUCAGUCAAAGCCAUAAACACCUCUGGUCUAUCUCACGUAGAGAAUGAGGAACAGUACAUCCAGGCACUGGAGAGGUUUACGGAUAACACAGUGUAUAAAGACGACCCUGAGAUGUCCAAUUACUUCCUUACAUUUGCUGGUUUGACCAAGGAGCUCACUGGCCUUUUCAAAAACCUGCUGCAGAACAUGAAUAAUAUCAUCACUUUCCCACUAGACAGUCUGCUAAAAGGAGACCUCAAAGGAGUAAAAGGGGAUUUGAAAAAGCCUUUCGAUAAAGCAUGGAAGGAUUAUGACACCAAACUAAACAAGAUUGAGAAAGAAAAGCGUGAACAUGCCAAACAACACGGCCUGAUCAGGACCGAGAUCAGUGGAGGAGAGAUCGCAGAAGAGAUGGAGAAGGAGAGACGCCUCUAUCAGCUUCAGAUGUGUGAGUAUCUCAUUAAGGUCAACGAAAUUAAAGUCAAAAAAGGAGUUGACCUGCUCCAAAACCUCAUCAAAUACUUUCACGCUCAGUGCAAUUUCUUUCAUGAUGGGAUAAAAGUUGUAGACAACCUGAAACCUUUCAUGGAAAAACUUGCCACAGACCUGACAGCAAACAAGCAAACACAAGAUGCAGAGAGGAAACAGUUGAUGCAACUGAAGGAGGUUCUGAAAUCUGCGCUGCAAUCCGAGUCUAAGGAUGAUGGUCAGUCGAAGCAGAAUGCAGGGUACAGUCUUCAUCAGCUGCAGGGCAAUAAAGCUCAUGGCACCGAGCGAACUGGGUUCCUCCUCAAGCGCAGUGAGGGAUUGAGGAAAGUUUGGCAAAAAAGAAAGUGCUCUGUGAAAAAUGGAUUGCUGACCAUCGCUCAUGGAACGGCCAAUGUGCCGCCAGCGAACCUCAACCUCUUAACCUGCCAAGUGAAGCGAAGCAUGGACGAGAAGAAAUGUUUUGAUCUCAUAUCUCAUGACAGAACGUAUCACUUCCAGGCAGAGGAUGAAGCAGAGUGUCAAGUCUGGGUCUCCGUGCUCCAGAACAGUAAAGAAGAAGCGUUGAACAAUGCCUUUAAAGAUGACCAGAACGAGGGUGAGAACAACAUCGUACGGGAGUUGACAAAGGCUAUCGUGGAAGAAGUGAAGAAGAUGAGCGGCAAUGACGAGUGCUGUGACUGCGGAGCUUCCAAUCCAACAUGGCUCUCCACAAACCUGGGCGUGCUCAUUUGUAUCGAAUGCUCUGGAAUCCACCGGGAAAUGGGUGUUCACUAUUCCAGGAUACAGUCUCUGACACUGGAUGUAUUGGGCACGUCUGAGCUCUUGCUUGCUAACAGUGUGGGCAAUGCAGGCUUCAAUGAAAUCAUGGAGGCAAACCUAUUGUCAGAUGAAAUCCCCAAACCCAACCCUUCUAGUGACAUGCAGGUACGAAAAGACUUCAUCACAGCUAAAUACACAGAGAAGCGGUUCGCUCAGCGGAAGUACGCAGACAACGCAGCCCGUUUACACGUACUCUGUGAUGCGGUGAAGACCCGGGACAUCUUCUCAUUGGUCCAGGUGUAUGCAGAGGGAGUUGACCUGAUGGAGACAAUCCACCUGCCUAAUGAACAUGAACCGGGCGAGACUGCGCUUCACCUUGCAGUACGAAUGGUGGAUCGAAACUCCCUCCAUAUUGUGGAUUUUCUCGUUCAAAACAGUGGGAAUCUAGACAAACAGACCGCUAAGGGAAGCACAGCCCUGCACUACUGCUGCUUGACCGACAACACUGAAUGUAUGAAGCUGCUUCUGCGAGGAAAGGCGUCUGUCACCAUUACCAACGAUGCUGGAGAAACUCCUCUGGAUCUGGCCCGACGUCUCAGACACUCAAAGUGUGAAGAAUUGCUGACCCAAGCACAGACAGGGAAGUUUAACGUCCAUGUGCAUGUGGAGUACGACUGGCGUCUGCACAACGAAGAUCUGGAUGAGAGCGAAGAUGAGAUGGAGGACAAGCCCAUCCCUAUCAGGCGAGACGAGCGUCCCGUCAGCUGUAUUGUUCCAGGCACCGGCUCUAUGAUGCCCAACAUGAGCGCGCUGGCUCGGGAUGUGGUGAACGCUGUCAAAGACAAGCAGAGGGCUUUCAUCCCCAGCAUGAUUUGCAAUGAGACUUACGGCACCAUGCUUGACGUUAGCCCUCCGCCACUUGGGUUACCAGGAGCAGCUGGUCUCUCUCUGCCCCCUCGCACCUUGGGAAGGGGGUGGAGUCCUCCUAUGGAGGUGAUUGGAAGGCAGAGGUCAUCUUCAGACCCUUCAAAUCCUCAGAGUUCAGAGAAGAACGGCUCUGUGUACGUGCUCCCUCCUGUUCCUCCACCUCCUCCUGCACCCAAGAGGCCACCGCCCCCAGAUCCAAAGGCAACUCUUCCCCAAGGACCUACGGUUCCACCCCCACCGUCCUUUAUACCACCUGCCCCAGGCAGAACGGUGCCCGUAGUGCCACCUGCUCCAGUGUUGCCUCCUUCAUUUUCUUAUAAACCCGCACCUCCGCCUGUGCCCACACCGCCUAAAGCUCCUACACCCAAACCAAUAAAAUCACCAUCUAGGGAUCCUGGUGGUGCUUUUAGUAAAGAUGCAAAUAAAGCAGCACCUAGCAUUCCCCGACCAAGUGACAAAACAGACUCUGGUUCAUCGGCUGCCUCUGCGCUGACCCCGGCCCCCAAACCCAGAACAGCUGUACCCAAACCAAAACCCAAGAGGGUAAAGGCAAUCUACAACUGUAAGGCUGAUAACCCAGAUGAGCUGACCUUUACUGAGGGAGAGGUAAUAAUAGUGGAUGGAGAGGAGGACAAGGAGUGGUGGGUGGGCCACAUUGACGGGGAGCCAAACAGGAAAGGGGUUUUCCCCGUUUCAUUUGUACACUUCAUCACUGACUGAUGUUGCAGACCGCUGUCUGGCUAUAGAAACAGGAACAGAUGUUUCGUGUGACAGAGCCACGGACUUCUACAACUGGCCAUAUGGAUUUUAAAGGUGUCUGUAUGGUCGAAUGGGAGCAUGUGAGACAUUCACGAACUGGCAUCUCAAAAAUGCACGGGAUAACAUCAGAUAAUUGCUCUCAGGACUGCUACUAUAUGCUUCACCUCGAUCCAUGUUUUGGUUUAAUAACAGAGACAAAAAGAAAUAUUCUGAUUUUGAGUGCAAUUACCUCUAACUUUAAUGCAGAAAUUGUGUAUGAGCUGUGAUCCGUGUACUAUGCAUUAUAUGUGAACUGUUAUUAUAUACAUUUUAAUACUGUUAGAUCCUUACUACAGUUUUUAUGUACAUUACACACUCAGUUGCAGCGCAACUUUCAUGAUGUUAAGCAGUUAGUUAGGUGACAUAGUAAACCAUGCAGCUUUCAUCCAAGUAUUUUCUUGAAGUGCUGUUACUGAACAAGCCAAUAAACCUUUUACUAUAUACAUUUUAAA
This is a messenger RNA of Paramisgurnus dabryanus, 3843 nucleotides long. RefSeq names its product ArfGAP with SH3 domain, ankyrin repeat and PH domain 2b (gene asap2b). Gene Ontology annotation, cellular component: cytoplasm. The record is from RefSeq and is a predicted model, not a curated record. NCBI's taxonomy places the organism in Eukaryota, Metazoa, Chordata, Actinopteri, Cypriniformes, Cobitidae. Gene Ontology annotation, biological process: positive regulation of GTPase activity. Gene Ontology annotation, molecular function: protein binding; GTPase activator activity.